AUGAAUAAAGCAACAGUUGUCUACCUUUCAGGUCAGUUUGCUUGCAUGAUGGAGGGGCCUCCAAUGGCAGAAGGGGUUGUGAUGUCAACGGCACAUAAUGGUAUAACUGUUCAGAUUAUACAAAGUACUGCAGGUGACCUCCCCACUCAUGGAACUCCUCUUAUUCAGGAUCUGUAUCAUGAUGAACCAGGGGUUGCACAAACCCUCUUAGAUAUAGCACAACCAGGACUUGUUUCGGAGGACCAGCAGGUGGUUGAUUUGGGGCAUGUAGAUGAAGCUGCCCAGCUACAAGAUCCUAAUGUUAAAAACGAUGAGACAAGUGAUAGGGGAGCAGGUGGUGAUGUUCCUAUGGAAGAUGAUGAAACUGUCUUAGAAAAUGAAAAACAACAAGUGGCAAAUGAUUUAAGAUCCCAAAUAGCUGAACUAUGUCAUCAACUGGCAGAUUUAGGUGAGGAAUGUUUCCUACUGUCCUUGAGGGUAUCAGAUGGUACCUGCCAUCAUGUUGGCUCUAUUAAGGGAGAUCACUUUUGUCUCUUACGACAAGAAAUUGCUAAAGACUUUCACAACUUCUGUUUUGGAAUAGAAGAUCUGCGAGCUGAAGAGGAAGAAGACUUUCAGGACAUGCCAGAUGAUAUAGAAGCUGAUAACCAAUUAGAUGAUGAUGAUGAUGGUAUAUCUAACCAAUUAGAUGAUGAACAACAAGAGCUCAUGGAUACUGAGAGUAUUACAGAUAAGUCAAAAUCAUCACCAGUAAAGCCUAAAAUAAUUGUGAUCAAAAAGACGGCAGAUGGUAAAAGUACAGAAGUAGAUCACCAGUAUGUUACAACUGUAAAGAAAGAACCCAUUCCAGCAGUCAAACAACUGAGGCAACACAAACUGAAAGAACAUGACGAAAGUGACUUUGAGUGUGAACAUUGUCCCAGGGUUUUCUCAUUAAAGAAAACACUUGAACGCCAUCUAGUGGAUGCCCAUGCAGAGGGGGAGGAUCAUAAACAUCUGUGUGAUACAUGCGUUAUCAAUUUUAAGAGUAAAGAGGCACUUUAUCAGCAUAUAGAAAUGAACCACAAUAGAGAAAAUCCUAUGAAAUGCGAUGUCUGUGAACAAACUUAUGAGGAUAUUCAACAUCUGAUGGAGCAUAGGAAGAUUCACUUUGACUAUGUAUGCUUCUGUAACAAAUGUUGGCAAGGUUUCUUUGAUUACCUGGAGCUGGAAGCACAUGUACAGUCAAACUGUAGAUAUAAAGAAGCGUUGUUCAAAUGUGACAUCUGUGGAAAGAAGUUUACUAAACUGGGAAGUAUUGGCAAGCACAUUGACACCCAUCCUGUACAUUCUCCACAUGUUUGUAGAAUGUGUGGUCGUGGCUUCGAAUCGGAGAAAGAGCUGAAAUACCAUAGAAGUGGUGCACAUAUCAUCCGACCAUAUAAAUGUGAAUUUUGCGAUAAAACCUUCAAGAAAAAAGAAAGUUUGAUUGAGCAUCGUCGACUUCAUAUCCGCAUUCCAAACAUGCCUGUUCAUCGGGAAAUGGUUAUGUCAGCAGGUGGUAGUAAUGAGUUUGUUGAUGUAGUAGAAGAUGAAGAUGAGAGUUUUGGGGAGAAGUUUGAGUGUGAGAUGUGUGGUAUAGUUCUUAACACACAGAGUUUACUAGAUCAGCACAAACACCAACACGAGACUGCUACAGAGCAGUACAAGUGUGACCUCUGUAGUAAAAUAUUCUUCUCCCUCGAUCUCCUGAACAUUCACUGUAAGAGAGAGCAUAAGGUCAUCCUGAACCCUAAGAAUGAUGGACAAAAUUUAGAUGUAAAUGAUGCAGAGAUGUGUGAGUGGGAAGGUUGUAACAAGACUUUCUAUGACAGGACAAAGUUACGUCAGCAUCUGAAGUACCAUGAGCAACGUGCAGACAAAAUUGCGCGUGGGAUUAAUGUGCUAGGCAAGAAAUCCUCUACAAGAUGUGAAGUAUGUGGAAAAGUUCUGAAGUACAAAAGUUACUUGAAGGCCCAUAUGCUGAGUCACUACAAGGAGCAUCCUUAUCAAUGUGAGAUCUGCGGACAAGCUUAUCCCAACCCUAAACGCUUAGAAGAUCAUGUCAGAGUACAUAAAGGUGAGAAGCCAUUUAAAUGUCGUGUAUGUGAGAAGAGUUUUACAUCAACUGCUCUACGUAACCAGCAUAUGGUGGUUCAUUGGGGACAUAAGACGUAUAUCUGUGACGUAUGUGGUAAAGGAUUUAUGAGUCGUAAACAUUUUAAAGAUCAUAUGAGAAUACAUGACGGAGAGCAACCUCACAAAUGUGAAACCUGCGGCAAAGAUUUCAUCUACUACAGGAGUUUAGUUCGACAUAUGCUUGUGCACAUAGACCCUAGAGAAAGACCAAAACCAUAUAAAUGUGAAUAUUGUAACAAGGAGUAUACAGAAGUGACUGGCUUUAAACAUCAUAUGAGAGCUGUUCAUACAGGUGAAACACCAUUCCAGUGUGACAUAUGUGGCGAGUCAUUUCAUCGUAAUGAUAAAUUGAAACGUCACAUUAAGUCUCGUCAUCACGUUGCCAAAGGCAACAAGGAGUUAAUAGUGACAACAAGACGAGCAUCACACGGAUUUCCAGUCAUUGUGAAAGCUGAGAAUGAACAUCAGGAAGAUUUACUAGAGAUUGUGGAGGGAAAUGAAGUAGAGGGAGGACAAAAUGAGCUACAUGUAGAUGUAAUCCAACAAGAAAAUGAUGGGCAACAACAAGUAUACCUUAUAGGCUUAGGACAAGGAGGAGAGGCAGCCUAUUUACAGGAAACACAAGUGAUUGAAGGUCCUGAUGGCACAAGAUAUAUAAUAGCAGGAUCAGGCGAGGAACUACAAGUUAUUGAGUCUUCUAACUUACAAGUUACUGAGCAUGUUCAGGAGGGUGAGAUUGUAGAGGGAGGAGUUAUACAGCAGAUACAACAAGUGGAACAUAUAAAGGAUUCUAGUAGUGGAAAUAUUUUGGUCAUGAAUGAUGGUGAAGAACAGACAUUAAGUACAUUAGCAAACAUGGCGAGUGAAGCUUCAGUGGUUAAAUUAGACUAGAAUUCUAUCAUCAUGGUUAUUUUUUGACAAGUUUUAAAUGGUUAUUUGUUUAAAGAACAUGUUAAUUUUUAGCUCGACUAUACGAAGUAUAUGAAGAGCUGUCCUACUUGCUCCGGCGUUGGCGUCCAGAUUUCAGAUUAAAGUUUUGGUGCAGUAAAAUAUUUUUCACUAUAACUUUGUCAUUUCUUAAGGUAUCAACUUCAAACUUCAAAUAUAUGUUCCUUAUAAUUCAAGAUUUAUCACCCCUUGAACUUAGAAUUUUCCUUAAAAAUAAUAUUUUUUACUGUUACUUCUUUAUUUCUUAAGGGAUCACCCUCAUACUUCAAAUAUAUGUACCUUAUCAUCAUCCCCAUCUUAUGUGACAAGGUUCGUAACUCUAGCACAAAUAAUUUCAGAUUUAUCUCCCCUUGAACUUAGAAUUAUCCUUUAAAAAAUAUUAUUUUUUACUGUAACUUAUUUAUUUCUAAAGGGAUCAACUUCAUACUUCAAAUAUAUGUACAGUCAACUAUCGUUAUCUCGACAUCGCUUUUCUCGAUAUUUCGUUAUCUCGAUCAUAUUUUGAAAGUCCCGAUUUUCUUCUUGCUUUAUCUAUAUUGGAAAUAUUUGUUUAUCUCGAUAUUUUUAUUUCGAUAUUUUCAGUAUCUCGAUGUAAAAUUUCAGCCCCAACAAUUAUUUUCACACUAUUUUCUUUUGUUUAUCUCGACUAAUAGUUUUCUUUCUUCUGUUCCCUUCAGACGUGUGAAAAACACAAACAAGACGAUAAUUGCUCAAUAGCGCGUGUCAUAAUGAUGAUUAUGUUUGUAAUAAGUUAAGCUGUUUUUAUAAAAGUUAUUUAGCGUGUUGAUUGACUUAUGUCCAAAAUGAGUGAAUGUUACAUUCUUUAUAAAUAUACGAACUCUGUAUCAAUCAAUUAGGACUUUAAAAUGUAAAUAAAAUAGUGAAAGAAUAGAAACGCUAUCGUUGCAAUAUAGUUUUACAACAUCACCACUAAAUCAAUCAGCGGUCGAACAAUCUCGAGAAAGACCCGAUAAAUACCGAGGAGAAUAUCCGGAUCAACCACCCUGAAAACAAUGUUUACACUACAUUGGUGUAUUACUGAGUAAACCUCACUAUGUGUUUUUAUCACAGACACCCGUAUUUCCGCUGGUAAACAUCAGCUAAUGUUACUGUGUUAAAUAUUGACUAGGCAUAUGAAAGCAAGACAUGGGGAUAUCAUAGUUUAUUUGACAUAAGGUAUGCACAUGUCUUUUUUAAAAAUUAGUUUCUGCCUUACUCAAGCCUAAUAUGUUUAUCUCGACAUUUCGUUAUCUCGAUAUUUUUUGGACGGUCCCGAUGACUUCGAGAUAACGAGAGUCGACUGUACCUUAUCAUCAUCCAUAUCUUAUGUGACAAGGUUCAUAACUCUAGCACCAAUAUUGCAAGAAUUAUCUCCCCAUAAACUUAGAUUUUUUUACUAGAAAAAUGUUAUUUUUUACUAUAACUUUUUUAGUUUUAAAGGUAUCUACUUCAAACUUCAAAUACUUAUUCCUUAUCAUCAAUUACAUUUUAUGUGACCAUGUUCAUAACUCUUGAAGCAAUUUUCACAGAUUUAUCUCUCUUUGAACUUAGGAUUUUCUUGAAGAAAUAUUAUAACUUCUUUACUUUUUAAAGUAUCUACUUCAAACUUUAAAUAUAUAUUUCUUAUCAUAACACACAUGUUGUGUGACAAGGUUCAUAACUCAAGCGUGACUAUUUCUAGAAUUAUUUCCCUGGAUCUUGGAAUUUAUGUUAACAAAUGUUAUUUUUUUUACUAUAACUUAAUACAAUUUAAUACAUAAUUGAUUUUUCUUUCAUAGUUUUGUCCUCCUUACUGUGUCCAGUAUUUUAUCAGUCGAGCUUGGCUGUCUCCUGUGACAGCUCUUGUUAUUAAAUGUUAAAUCUUAUAUUAUUUACAUUAAAAGAAGAGAACAAACAUAAUGAUAUUACCUACAUAUCCGUAGUUACGUACAUAGAGGUAAUUCAUGUUUUUGUGUCGCCUUGAAAAAGUCAACAUGUAAGGUUACUUUUGUUGGCGGGGAUGUCUCGGCAUCCUCAUAGUCUUGCUUCUUGCAUGCUUCUUUCAAUGACCUGAAGGAAUCGAUAUUUUGUACUCCUUAUUUUUAGCUCACCUGUCACAAAGUGACAGGGUGAGCUUUUGUGAUCGCUUUUUGUCCGGCGUCCGUCCGGUGUAUAUCCGUCCGGCGUCCGUAAACUUUUACUUUAAAUGACAUCUACUCAUAAACACUAAGCCAAUUUCAUCCAGACUUCACAAGAAUGUUCCUUUGGUGGUCACCUUUGAAAAUUUUUGUUCACAGAAAUUAAUUCCAUGCAGAACUCUUGUUGCCAUGGCAACCAAAUGAAAAAAAACUUUAAAUAUCUUCUUCUAAAAAAGCCAAAGAGCUAGAGCUUAGAUAUUUGGCAUGAAACAUCUUCUAGUGAGUGUCUACCAAGUUUGUUCAAAUAAAAGCCCUGGGGUAAAAAUUGGCCCCGCCCCAGGGGGUCAUUGAUUUUCCCUAUAUGCAUAUAAUAAAAUCUUAUAAAAUCUUCUUUUAAAGAACCCAAAGAGUUAGAGCUGCGAUAUUUAGCAUGAAACAUUUUCUAAUGGGUGUCUACCAAGUUUGUUCAAAUAAAAGCCCUGGGGUCAAAAUUGGCCCGGCCCCAGGAGGUCAUUGAUUUUCCCUAUAUGCAUAUAGUAAAAAGUAAAAAAAUCUUCUUUGAAAAAACCCAAAUAGCUAGAGUUUAGAUAUUAAGCAUGAAACAUCUUUUAGUGAGUGUCUACAAAGUUUGUUCAAAUAAAAGCCCUGGGAUUUAAACUGGCCUCGCUACGGGGGCCUAUAUACAGGUGAGCGACUUCAGGGCCAUCAUGGCCCUCUUGUUUUAGUUAUUUCCCUUUGUUAAUUUUCAUACUUUAUAACUUUCCGGGACGUUUCAAAUUCUCCUAUAGUAAAAAAAAGCUUUGGACAUGAAACUUCAUAGGAUAAUAGAUUUCAUUUAGAAGAAGUGCAGUGUUUUAAAGCCAGUAGUCUGAACUUCAGGAUUAUUUAGUUAUUGCCAUUUGUUAAUUUUCAUACUUUAUUUUUGUCCAGGCCAAUUCUCCUACACUUUAAAAGCUAUUGACUUGAAACUUCAUAGGAUGAUAGAAUUUAUUGAGAAGAAAGCAUCGCACAAUAACUUAUUCUCUGCACUUAAUGAUGUUUGAGUUAUUGCCCAUUGUUCAUUUUCUUACUUAAUAGGCUUGUUUAUAGCAUAACUUAGUCACUAUAAGUUUGACUCAAAAUUUGGUAUGUAAGUUUUUUCAUUGCUCGAAAAUCCAUCAGAGAGUUUUUCAUUUAAUUUGUCAGUGUAAAACUUUUCCAUGGUUUUUAUACUCCCCCAAAAAUUUCGGGGGAGCAUAUAGUCGUCAGGUUGUCCAUCAGUCCUUCCGUACGUAUGUACGUCCCGAAUUUGUGUCCGGCCCAUAACUUUGUUAUUUGAAGUCAGAUUUUGCAACUAUUUAACAGAAAUGAUCAAAUUAUUGAGACAACAUGUCACACGCAACAUUUGGGUGGCUACCUUGAAGGUCAAGGUCACAGCAUGACCUUGCAGCAAAAUUGUGUCCGGCCUAUCACUUUGUUAUUUGAAGUCAGAUUUAACAACUAUUUAACAGAAAUGAUCACCACAUUAAGAAGACGUGUAGCGCAUACCUUGAAGGUCAAGGUCACAGCAUAACCUUGCGGCAAAAUUGUGUCCGGUCCAUAACUUUGUUACUUGAAGUUGGAUUCGCGCGCAAUAUUUGGGUCGCUACCUUGAAGGUUGUGGUCACAGCAUAACCUUGCAGCAAAAUUGUGUCCGGCCCAUCACUUUGUUAUUUGAAGUCGGAUUUUACAACUAUUUUACAGAAAUGAUCACCACAUUGAGAAGACGUGUAGCGCAACAUUUGGGUUGCUACCUUGAAGGUCAAGGUCACAGCAUGACCUUGCAGCAAAAUUGUGUCCGGUCAAUAACUUUGUUACUUGAAGUUGGAUUUUACAACUAUUUAACAGAAAUGAUCACCAUAUUGAGACGACGAAUCACACGCAAAUUUGGGUCGCUACCUUGAAAGUCAAGGUCAUAGCAUGACCUUGCAGCAAAAUUGUGUCCUGUCCAUAACUUUGUUAUUUGAAGUCGGAUUUUUCAACUAUUUUACAGAAAUGAUCACCACAUUGAGAAGACAUGACGCCUGCAACAUUUGGGUGGCUACCUUGAAGGUCGAGGUCACAGCAUGACCUUGCUUUAAAAUUGUGUCCGGCCCAUAACUUGGUUAAUUGAAGUUGGAUUUUAAAACUAUUUCACAGAAAUGAUCACCAUAUUGAGACGACAUGUGGUGCGCAACAUUUGGGUUGUUUUUUAACUUCAAACUUUGUCUGUGACAUAACUCUGACACUAUAAAAAGUAUAGCUUCCUGUGUCCAAAACCUAUUCGGGGAGCAUCUACCGGUUCAACCAGGUCUUGUUUUAUUUUUGAUAAUAUAACAGUUUUAUUAAUCUUGAUGUAACAUCAUUACAAUCAGCUAAAAUGCCACUAAAAUUACAUGUACAUCACAAGAGUAGUGUUUGUAAAUAACCUAUAUUUAAGAAGAAAAUGCCUAACUGACAGCUAUACUGUUGACAAGGCAACAAAUCCAACUCGCAGAGUUCUAGUUUCUAUGAAAAUAUGAUUUAUUUUCAUCGAGAGAUAUGAAAAUAAAAUUAAUAUUUUUAUAAGUGAAUGUAUAUUUUAUGAAAAUAAAUCCUGUCUUGUAGAAAAUUUUCAGGAAAUUUUCUGUUUAUUUAAUUAUCACCUUACAAUUCAAAAGGUUUCUCCUUUAAUGUUGUGUACUGCCUGAAUUUAGAAGAAAGUAGUCUGGAAUUAAACGCAUUUUAUUUCAUCAAUAUUUCAUUUAAAAGUAUUAUAAUAAAACCUGUUAUCCUUACUUAAUCAUUUGUGAAAAAAUAAGCCUAUUGUUAUGUAAAUUGACAAUGUAAAUGUUAAAAUCAUACUAUGUUUGUUGAUUAUCAUUUAUAACAGUAUAAAAUAUGGUGUAUUAAUUUCAAAUGUAUAUUUGAUUUUGUGAUUACAUAAAUUUAUACUGA
Ruditapes philippinarum (Manila clam) is the source of this 8156-nucleotide messenger RNA. RefSeq names its product zinc finger protein 43-like. Bases 1 to 3048 code for a protein of 1015 amino acids. The transcript is spliced from 15 exons. Gene Ontology annotation, molecular function: RNA polymerase II cis-regulatory region sequence-specific DNA binding; DNA-binding transcription factor activity. The record is from RefSeq and is a predicted model, not a curated record. Lineage: Eukaryota; Metazoa; Mollusca; Bivalvia; Venerida; Veneridae. Gene Ontology annotation, biological process: regulation of transcription by RNA polymerase II.